AUGCAAGAAUUUGCUAAGGAAAUGGGUUUCAAAUUACUAACUUCUACGCCAUAUUAUGCUCAGGCUAAUGGUCAAGUUGAAGCAGCAAAUAAGGCUGUAACUAUUUUACUAGUCGAGAUUUAUCUACAAUUAACAAGAAUUCAGAGGCAUCAUGAAAUUCCAUCAGAAUCAUAUUGGAACAUGAUGCUUGAUGAGUUAGUUGAUCUAGAUAAGGAGAGACUUAAUGCCUUGGAAUUAUUGAAAAGGCAGAAGAAGAAAGUGGAGAAAUCUUACAAUAAGAAGGUUAAAGUUAAGAUGUUUUUUCCUGAAGACUUGGUUCGGAAAGUGAUCCUUCCAAUGGAUCUAAAAGAUAGGGCCUUAGGGAAAUGGUCCCCCAAAUGGGAAGGUCCUUUUCAAAUUUUGCAAUUAUUCUCUAACGGUGCUUAUGAGACCGAGGAGCUUGAUAAAGAUAAAAGAAUCUUAAGGGUAAAUGGAAAAUAUUUAAAGAAAUAUAAGCCAACACUCCAAGAGAUAAAAAUAAUGAACGAAUAA
Lathyrus oleraceus (garden pea) is the source of this 531-nucleotide messenger RNA. RefSeq lists its product as uncharacterized. The transcript has 2 exons. NCBI's taxonomy places the organism in Eukaryota, Viridiplantae, Streptophyta, Magnoliopsida, Fabales, Fabaceae. Gene Ontology annotation, molecular function: nucleic acid binding. Bases 1 to 531 code for a protein of 176 amino acids. The record is from RefSeq and is a predicted model, not a curated record. Gene Ontology annotation, biological process: DNA integration.